Tricharina praecox is the source of this 924-nucleotide messenger RNA. Its product is annotated as phosphatidyl synthase. Gene Ontology annotation, cellular component: mitochondrion; membrane. The record is from RefSeq and is a predicted model, not a curated record. Bases 1 to 924 code for a protein of 307 amino acids. Gene Ontology annotation, biological process: cardiolipin biosynthetic process. Gene Ontology annotation, molecular function: cardiolipin synthase activity. Lineage: Eukaryota; Fungi; Ascomycota; Pezizomycetes; Pezizales; Pyronemataceae. The transcript is spliced from 4 exons.
AUGGCGAGAGGCUUUCCGACGCCCACGACGACGAGAGCGCUGUGGAGGUGUUCGGGAGUCAGGAAUUGGGCCACCACCACCAACACCACCACCACCAACACCACCACCACUACAGCCGCGAUACAAGCGACAGGACACCGAGCGUUCCGCGCAUCCGUCGUCGUUCGCACGCCUGAGGACAAGCACAGCGACACCAAGAGCCCACUCGAAGCCCUCAAGCGCACUCUCCGCACUGCCAAAGCGCCACGAGAAAAAGUCUGGAACGUCCCGAACACGCUAACCUUCGGGCGUCUCUUCGCGUCGCCCGUGAUCGGCUACCUGAUCCUGCACGACCAACAUGUCGCGGCUUUAUCGCUCUUCGCGGUCGCGGGGGCCUCAGACCUGCUCGACGGCUGGAUCGCGCGGCGAUGGAACCUGCAGACGGUAGUCGGCAGCGUGAUCGAUCCGAUGGCGGACAAGACGUUGAUGACGAUCCUGACGAUCUGCCUCGCGGCGAAAGGAAUCCUGCCGGUGUGGAUAGCGGGAGUGAUCCUCGGCCGCGACGUCGCGCUCGCUAUCUCCGCGAUCUACUUCCGCUGGAUCUCACUGCCCCCGCCGAAGACUAUGAAGCGCUACUGGGACUUCUCGCUCCCCAGUGCUGAGGUCCAUCCUACCAAUAUCAGCAAGCUCAAUACCGCACUGCAACUCGCGCUUAUCGGCGCGUGUGUCGCCCAUCCCAUCGUCGGUGGGAGUGCCGAUUGGGAGGCCGCGUUCCAAGCUAUGCAAUACACGGUUGCCACUACGACGGUGUGGAGCGGGUUGAGCUACAUUUACUCGAAGGAUGCGGUGACGUUCGUGAGACAUCCCUCCACCCCCACCCCCACUAUUACCACUACCACUACUCCUCCCCCACCACCCGCGGAAGACGAUAAAAUGAAGCAAUAG